Molecule: messenger RNA, 1924 nt
Organism: Coregonus sp. 'balchen'
Lineage: Eukaryota; Metazoa; Chordata; Actinopteri; Salmoniformes; Salmonidae
Source: the annotation of a GenBank genome assembly
AUGAGUCCAGAGAGAGAAACGCUGUUGGAUGACAUAGAACAGAGUUUAUGGACUUUAACUGAGGAUAAUUUACGUUAUCUAUGUGAGCGUUGUGGAAUAUGUGGCAAAGAUGGAUCUGAAGUCCAAGGAAAGAGUGUACGCUCACUGCAUCGUAAAAUAAUGAAGGAAUAUUGUGAGAAUGCUGAUUUAACAGAAUCAAAGGGCCAGGGAACGUCUCGGUUACUCCAACUGAAAGAAGACAUUAAAGGAAUACAGGAAGAUGCCAGUGGUGCGCCCACGAGUCCCAGCCAGUCGGCGACAGCGGAGGUGGGCAGCUCACAAGCAUGCUGCGAUGGAGAACAGCAUGAGGAGGGAGGGGUUUGGUUUCCCAGCAGGAAGCUGGAGGCAGACCCAGUUCCACAGUGGCUCAUUAUACCACAGCAGAGGGAGAGAGUGAGAGGGGUGAGUAUUCCCAGUUAUAAGGAGUUCAACAUUCAUGAACUGAUAGAUCUGAAUCAGGAAGAUUAACUCGGCCUCAGCAGCAAAGGUCCUAGAACAUCAUGUUGAAAAAUAGACUGUGAAAGGGAUACAGUGAACUGUAAUAUAGAAGCAGUUAUUAUGUCUCUGUUUUACCAGGUAAUUGCAAUGAGUUAACCUUUUCAAACAGUCAAACAAUUUCACACACUAACAAAGAUACAGGGUGAGGAAAUGGUGACAACCGACUGCUACCUUGCCGCUAACCCGUUGAAACAGUUGUUUUUACAUUUGAGGUUACCAAGCUCCCCUUCUGUGUGUGGUGGUUUUUGUGUUUUUUUUUUUUUUUUUUUAGAACGGUGAAGCCGAACCCAAUUCGCCUCUUUCUUUCAAGUCUGAGACCAAAUCUACAGAGUCACUCAGUCCUGGCUGUGACGGUGGAGCCCAGGGUGGACAGCAGGGCUCCAGAGACGGUGUCUUGGCGGGCUCUCUAAAGAGGGUUACAGUGCUGCUGGACGACUGCAGAUUUAUGCUGGGCCAGAGAGUCAACAUCAAAGUGGAAGAGGAGGAGGAGAUGAUUUCUGUCUUCGCUAAUGAUGGUAUGAACAGAACAGAUUAUGAACAGAACAGAGUGCAUUGAAAACCCACUACAGGGGGUGAUGAAGUCGCAUCGUGUUCAGGGCAUGUUUAAAAAAAAAAUAUAUAUAUGUUUUUAGAAGAUUAUAUAUUUGACCCUGACUCCUUGGGUGUCUAGUCCAAUCGCUGGAAGGCGCAGUGUCUACUGGUCACUGCAGAGGAGUUGGGAAACACAUGUUCUACAACAUAUCCUAUCCCACAAAGUUAUUGAUUCCUAGAUAUAAUAGAACAGUGUGUGACCUAAUAGAAGUUGUCCUUUUGCUGUUUUAUUGUGUUUAAUGACUGUCUACUGCUGUAAUGCCAAACGUGUUCAACGUUGAUAUGGUGUAACUUGUUGCAGCAGCUGACACGUUUUUCUGUUGUCGUUCAUACAGGAGAGAGCUCUGAGUCCUCAAGUCCUCACAGUUCUCAACGCGAGAAGAGCUCCAAAAAACAAUCACAUCUUAAACGGCACCUGCACACACACUCUGGAGAGACGUCUUCCCACUGUUCAGGUAGCAAAGAAAGCCUCUCUACUGUGACCUUGUCAAAGAGACCCAAGAGAGUCCAUCCUAAAGAGAAGUUUCAUAACUGCUCUGACUGCGGGAUGAGUUUCUCUUCAGCGGGAUGUCUCAGGAAACACACGCUGUUGUUCCAUUCGGGAGAGAAACCCUUCCACUGCCUAGAGUGUGGCGAGAAGUACACUAGAUCAGAUCAGUUGAAAGAUCAUAUGGUGAUACAUUCUGGUGUAAGACCUUACCAAUGCCCUGACUGUAAAAAUACAUUCUCUAGCAGUAAAUGUCUCAAAAUGCACUUGCGAACUCACUGUGCUGACCGGCCUUUCCACUGCUCACAG